Molecule: messenger RNA, 1398 nt
Organism: Naegleria gruberi
Lineage: Eukaryota; Heterolobosea; Eutetramitea; Acrasida; Naegleriidae
Exons: 1
Coding region: 1-1398 (465 amino acids)
Source: RefSeq, a predicted model, not a curated record
AUGAAAAAACAAGAAACGAAUCAAACUGAUCUGAAAACUCCAAAAUCUAUUGCAGAUCAAGAUCCAACAAAUUCCACAAGUCAAUCAUCACUUAGACCUUCAAUAACUACAAGUAAUGAAAUAUCAAUUACAGACGAUACUCUCUCAUCAAUUGAUGUGGAUGGUUCAGAUGAUGAAGUUAUUUCACUAGAUGUAUUAUCUGAAAGAGGACGAUUCCUAAACCUUUUAAAGAUUAUUAUCAGAUAUAAGGUUAUUGAAAUAUCAUACAUUAUCUUUUGGGGAAUUGUAACUUAUAUUGCAUUGAGUGCGAGAAUAUUUCUCUCCCCUGCAGAUACACUCAUUGAACCAAUUUUUAAUUCUUCAUGGAAAUCAUUAGAAACUUAUUGCAAUUAUACGGCUAGAGUUGAUAAUAAUUUAUAUACCUUGAUAAUUUCUGCUAUAUUAUUCUUAAUAGUUCCAAUAUUUCUCACAGUUGACUGUUUCGUUUCCCUUAUAAAAUAUUUCAGACUAAGAAGGGAAAAUAAGGAAAAGGGAAUCAAGACUGAGAAUUUCCUUGUGUAUCACUUUUAUGAAACAGAUCCAUUUGUAUACAGAUCAGAAUCUUUACUUCGUUUCAUAUUUGACGUUAUUGCUUUAAUUAUUUACUUGGUUCUUAGCUCAACGAUCAAUACUGAUGGUACAGUGGGAGGAACAAUUUCAUCACUUGUAAUUACAAUUUUACUUCACUUUUUUGGAGGAACUUUCAGUAAUCCUGGUGUGACCAUUUACAAAACCUAUCACAAUUUCAUUCGCAUGAAGAAGAAGAGUAAGAAUGCACUCAUGCCCUCUCAACAAAUUCAAAAUCUUCAAGAGUUAAUGUCCUCUCCAGUGAGUUCCUUCUCAAUUGAUUAUGUCAUUUCACGAAGAGUGGAAAGAGAAUUUUUCCAUGAAUUUCUUAAAAAGGAAUUCUCAGUGGAAAAUUUACUUUUCGCUGAAGAUUUACAAAAAUUGAGAAAUAUUAAUGAAAGACAUGCAAGAUCCAAAGUUUCCAAAGUCAAGGAAAUGGUCAAACUAUACCUUUCAGAUAAUAGUUCAGUUUUUGAAGUGAAUAUUCCAUCAAAAAUCAUUCAUGCAGAAUUGAAAGAUUUUAGAGAGCUCACUCAAUUAAUGAAUCAACAUGGAAUUCAAUUAAACAGCAUUCCAAAAAGUAUCAAGGAAAAGAGCUCAACAAGAUAUUUUCCUCAAAUAGAUUCCACCAUUGAAGAUCAAGUUCGAAAGCUCAUUGAAAAUUUGUCAAAAUCUGACGUUUUCUCAACACUCAACAUUGAAAUUUACAAAAAUUUGAUGGAUUCUUUCUAUAGAUUUAAACAUUCUAGAAAGUGGAUUGAAUUUGUCAAGACAAAUAAGGUUCAAAUUUAA